AUGUUCAACCUGCUUUCUGCGCCGGCGACCGUGCCUCCAUCUCCGGCGACUGUUGCAACGGACGUUUUCUGGGAGGAUCCCGCUUCUUCUCCAUCCCUAUUUGAUUUUUCCGGUGAGACUCCAUUAACUCGGAGCCCCAGAAUGCUCAGGUAGUUUCAGAAAAUAGUAGAAAAGGAGUCCGGAAAGCUUCAAAAUCCAUGUUCAACAUAUCCAAAUAUGCAAAACCUACCAUGUUCUGCAAUGUAUCAAAUCUUGGGAGAUCAUCAGUUGUAAAUUUGCAAUCAAAACCCAUCUCCACCACCCCCGUCCCAACUCAUCAGCACAUUGCCCAUCUCAUACUUGAACAGAAAUCAGCGUCCCAAGCCCUUCAAACCUUCAGAUGGGCCUCAAAUCUCCCCAAUUUCAUCCACAAUCAGUCGACCUACAGAGCUUUGAUCCACAAACUCUGCUCCUUCCGUCGCUUUGAAACUGUAAAGGAAGUGCUCGACGAAAUGCCCAGCUCAAUUGGGUCUCCCCCAGAUGAGAGUAUUUUUGUCACAAUUGUGCGAGGCCUAGGACGUGCCCGAAUGGUUAGACAAAUGAUUAAAGUGCUUGAUUUGAUUACUAAGUUUGGAGAGAACCCGUCUUUGAAGAUUUUCAAUUCCAUACUCGAUGUUCUUGUUAAGGAAGAUAUUGAUUUAGCUAGGGAGUUUUAUAGGAAGAAGAUGAUGAUGAAUGGUGUUUCAGGUGAUGAUUAUACUUUUGGGAUUUUGAUGAAGGGGCUGUGCUUGACGAAUAGAAUAGGUGAUGCCUUUAAGCUUCUGCAAGUGAUGAAAUCACGGGGUAAAACACCAAAUACUGUGAUAUACAAUACAAUGAUUCACGCCCUUUGCAAGAAUGGGAAGGUUGGGAGGGCUAGGAGCUUGAUGAAUGAGAUGGUGGAGCCCAGUGAUGUUACCUUCAAUGUUUUGAUAUCCGCUUAUUGUCAAGAAGAGAAUUUAGUUCAAGCUCUUGUGCUGUUGGAGAAGAGUUUCUCUAUGGGGUUUGUUCCUGAUGUUGUUACAGCAACUAAGGUGGUGGGAAUUCUCUGCAAAGAAGGCCGAGUCACAGAGGGUGUAGAGGUUUUGGAAAGAGUGGAGAGCAUGGGUGGUGUGGUCGAUGUGGUGGCUUAUAACACCCUAAUUAAGGGCUUUUGUAUGCUAGGCAAAGCAAAAGUUGGGCAUCGUGUUUUGAAGGAUAUGGAGAUUAAGGGUUGUCUUCCAAAUGUAGACACAUACAAUAUUCUGGCAUCUGGGUAUUGUGAUUCUGGGAUGUUGGAUUCAGCCAUUGACCUGUUUAAUGACAUGAAAACUGAUGGAAUCAACUGGAAUUUCAUGACAUAUGAUACAUUAAUUAGAGGUCUGUGUUCAGGAGGAAGGAUGGAAGAUGGAUUCAAGAUUUUGGAACUAAUGGAGGAAAGUAGAGGUGGAGCUGGGGGCCGUAUUAGUCCUUAUAAUAGUAUAAUAUACGGAUUGUAUAAGAAAAACCAAUUUGAGGAAGCACUUGAAUUUCUAACCAAGAUGGAGAAAUUAUUUCCUAGAGCUGUUGACAGGAGCUUAAGGAUUUUAGGUUUCUGCAAUGAGGGCAGUAUUGGGGAUGCAAAGAGGGUUUAUGAUCAGAUGAUCAAGGAAGGGGGUGUUCCAAGUGUCCUUGUUUAUGUCUGCCUAAUUCAUGGAUUUUGCCAAGAUGGGAAUGUGCGGGAGGCAUUUGAACUAAUAAAUGAGAUGGUGGAUCAUGGUUAUUUUCCCACAGCACCAACUUUUAAUGCUCUGAUUAGUGCAUUUUGUAGGCAAGGAAAAGUUGGGAGUGCUUUAAAGCUCAUGGAAGACAUGGUUGGGAGAGGUUGCUUGCCUGAUAUGGGAAGUUAUAGUCCUAUGGUUGAUGCGCUUUGUAACAAAGGGGAUUUCCAAAAGGCUGUUAGGCUUUUUCUGCAAAUGGUAGAAAAAGGCAUUCUCCCUGAUUAUUCUACAUGGAACUCGAUGCUUCUUUGCUUGACACAAGAAACAGUGUGGUUAGAAGGCAAUAAUUUGUUUCAUGUAAAUAACUUAUUGUAUUCAAUUUUGGAGGGUUAAAUCAUUGGUGAAGGAUUUUGCA
Molecule: messenger RNA, 2112 nt
Organism: Vitis riparia (riverbank grape)
Lineage: Eukaryota; Viridiplantae; Streptophyta; Magnoliopsida; Vitales; Vitaceae
Product: pentatricopeptide repeat-containing protein At2g17525, mitochondrial
Exons: 1
Coding region: 198-2090 (630 amino acids)
Molecular function (GO): protein binding
Source: RefSeq, a predicted model, not a curated record